CCACGCUUGCCUUUUUUUUGAACUCCGAAACGUUCGCCUUGCUUCCCAUCACAUUCGACUGCAAUCCCCGCCAACUACACGCGAGACCAGAGCAUUUUCUCUCUCUGAGCUGCCUCAGCUCAACUCACUUCUCUCUUCAUUCUCCACAGGAGAGUCGCUUCGAGCUAUUCAUUACUAUUUGCUGAUCGGACCGCAAUAUCUCUCCAGUUAUGACCGUGCUAAAUCAUCGACCGUUGAAUCAGGGUGAGGAGAUGCUUGUGCCUGACUCUGAUGUGGUGGAGCGUCCUCGGCCAGUAGUUCAAGGUCCUCAGCCUAUGGAAGUAGGUCCAACGUGCGCUGUUAAUUCAGUGGAAAAUCAAGCAGUAGAUGAGCCAAAAGCUUCACGUUUCACAUGGACAAUUCCAGAUUUCUGUAGACUCAAUGUGAAGAAGCACUACUCAGAAGUUUUUAGUGUAGGUGAUUACAAAUGCCGGGUGCUUAUAUUUCCAAAAGGAAACAAUGUGGAGUGCUUGUCAAUGUAUUUGGAUGUGGCAGAAUCAGCUAAUUUGGCACAUGGAUCGAAUAGACAUGCCCAAUUCAGCUUAUCAGUUGUGAAUCAGCUUAAUGACAAGUACACGGUUAAAAAGGAAGCAGUACACCAAUUCAUCCAAGGCGAGAGCGAUUGGGGCUUUACAUCAUUUAUGCCUCUUUGGGAUCUUUAUGACCCUUGCAAGGGAUACCUUGUGAACGAUACAGUUGUGAUUGAAGCUGAUGUUGCUGUAAGGAAGGUAGUUGAUUAUUGGUCAUAUGACUCAAAGAAGGAGACUGGUUUUGUUGGGCUUAAGAACCAGGGAGCAACUUGUUACAUGAAUUCUCUCCUGCAAACUCUUUACCAUAUUCCCUACUUUCGGAAGGCUGUCUAUCGCAUGCCAACUACAGAGAAUGGUAUAUCUCUGGCGCUGCAGAGUUUGUUUUACAAGCUCCAGUAUAGUGAUACCAGUGUGGCAACUAAAGAAUUGACAAAAUCAUUUGGAUGGGACACACAUGAAUCAUUCAUGCAGCAUGAUGUGCAAGAGUUCAACAGAGUGCUGUGUGAAAAGAUUGAAUACAAGAUGAAGGGUACUGUUGUAGAAGGGACAAUCCAGAAGUUGUUUGAAGGGCACCUUAUGAAUUACAUUGAAUGCAUAGAUGUAGACUUCAAAUCAACAAGAAAAGAGUCAUUUUAUGAUCUUCAGCUUGAUGUCAAAGGCUGCCAGGAUGUCUAUGCUUCGUUUGACAAAUUUGUUGAGGUUGAUCGCCUUGAAGGUGCUAACAAGUACCAUGCUGAAAAACAUGGUUUACAGGAUGCUAAAAAGGGUAUGCUGUUUAUCGAUUUUCCUCCAGUUCUACAGCUUCAGCUUAAGCGAUUUGAAUAUGAUUUCACACAAAAUGCGAUGGUUAAGAUAAAUGACCGCUAUGAAUUCCCCCUUGAGCUUGAUCUUGAUAGAGAGAAUAGCAAAUAUUUGUCUCCAGAAGCAGAUAAGACUGUUCGAAACCUUUAUACACUUCACAGUGUCUUGGUUCACAGUGGCAAUGUGCAUGGUGGACACUACUAUGCUUUCAUCAGGCCUACACUCUCUCAUCAAUGGUACAAAUUUGAUGAUGAACGAGUCACCCAAGAAGACAUUACGAAGGCAUUAGAGGAGCAGUAUGGCGGUGAGGAGCAGUUGCCACAGACGAAUCGCGGCUUCAGCAACUCCCCAUUCAAAUUUACAAGAUACUCAAAUGCUUACAUGCUUGUUUAUAUACGUGAGAGUGACAAGGAUAAGAUAAUCUGUGAUGUUAAUGAGAAUGACAUAGCAGAACACUUUAGGAUAAGGUUGAAGAAAGAACAAGAAGAGAAGGAGGAUAAGAGACAUUAUAAAGCACAGACACAUUUAUAUACUAUUAUAAAGGUUGCACGCGAUGAGGAUCUAAAAGAACAGAUUGGUAAGGAUAUAUAUUUUGAUCUUGUUGAUCAUGACAAAGUCCGCAGCUUUCGGAUUAAAAAGGAGAUGCCAUUUAUUCAUGUCAAGGAGGAGGUUGCCAAGGAGCUUGGUAUACCUGUACAGUAUCAGCGGUAUUGGAUAUGGGCAAAGCGGCAAAAUCACACAUAUCGUCCAAAUCGCCCUUUGACUCCACAUGAGGAGUCACAGUUGGUUGGGGAGUUGAGAGAAGUUUCCAACAAGACCAACAAUGCAGAACUUAAGUUAUUCUUGGAAGUAGAAUAUGGACCGAAUCAACUUCUCAUUCCUCCACCUCACAAGAGUGAAGACGACUUACUUCUUUUCUUUAAGCUCUAUGAUCCUUUAAAAGAACAAUUACGGUAUGUUGGUCGGUUUUUUGUAAAGAAUACUGGUAAACCAGUUGAAUUAUUAACAAAGCUGAAUGACCUGGCUGGAUUCCCUCCUGACCAAGAAAUUGAACUAUUUGAGGAAAUCAAAUUUGAGCCUUAUGUUAUGUGUGAGCGACUUGACAUAUGGGCUUCAUUUCGACUCAGCCAGAUUGAAGAUGGUGACAUUAUUUGCUUUCAAUGGAAACCUGCUCCUGAAAUUGAGGAGAAACUCAGACAUCCAGCUGUUCCUUCAUUUAUGGAAUAUGUUAAAAACCGCCAGCUUGUACGUUUCCGAUCUUUGGACAGACCCAAGGAUGAUUGUUUUUGCCUUGAGUUAGCAAAAAAUCACACUUAUGAUGAUGUUGUGGAGAGAGCGGCUCAACAACUUGGUUUGAAAGAUCCUUCCAAAAUUAGACUUACUCCGCACAACUGCUACUCCCAGCAACCUGAGCCUAGCCCCAUCAAAUAUCGAUCUGUUAAUCAUUUGGUUGACAUGCUUAUCCACUACAAUCAGAUUUCCGAUAUUUUGUAUUAUGAAGUUCUGGACAUUCCUCUUCCAGAGUUGCAGUGUCUUAAAACACUCAAAGUUGCAUUUCACCAUAUUACGAAGGAUGAGGCUGUAAUUAUCAAUGUUAGGUUGCCAAAACAGAGCACAGUAGGAGAUGUGCUUAAUGAAAUGAAGGGAAAGGUAGAGUUGUCUCAUCCUAAUGCAGAACUCAGGUUGCUUGAAGUCUUCUAUCACAAGAUUUACAAGAUCUUCCCACUUAGCGAGGAAAUUGAAAAUAUAAAUGAUCAAUACUGGACACUGCGUGCUGAGGAGGUACCAGAAGAGGAGAAAAACAUAGGUCCUCAUGACAGAUUGGUUCAUGUUUACCACUUCAAAAAAGAGACAGCUCAGAACCAGCUGCAAAUCCAAAAUUUUGGGGAUCCCUUCUUAUUAGCCAUUCAUGAAGGUGAAACAUUAGCAGAAAUUAAAGUCCGGAUUAAAAAAAAAUUGCAGGUUCCUGAGGUUGAAUUUUCCAAGUGGAAGUUUGCAUUUAUAUCAUUGGGACGCCCAGAAUAUCUUCAGGACUCAGACAAUGUACUCAACUGCUUCCAGAGAAAGGAUGUAUAUGGUUCCUGGGAGCCGUACCUUGGUUUGGAGCACACUGUUGAGACUCCAAGGAGAGUUAGUUCACCUAGCCACAAGCGUCAAACUUUUGAAAAGCCUGUAAAGAUACAUAACUAAGCAGGAGCAUCAAACUUUUGCGUAUGCGUGCAGCCUCUUGACAGAACUGAUAUAAAGUAAAAUUUAAAAUGCAUUCGAGGUUAAGGAGGAACUGGCCCGAGAGGGGCAAAUCUUUUUGCUGAUUGAUUGCUCUAAUGCAAGUACUACGGUAGUAGGCUAUGAUUUGAUUUGUAGCGCCUCAAUCACACAUCAGUGUGGUAAUACGCAUAUAAGCGAUUUUGUUAUUAAGGCAAUGUAUAGUCUGGGUCAUUGUUUUCAUGUUUCUUUUCUACUGUAUUUCGAUUCCGAUGUCUCAUGUGCUGCAUAAUACCCGAGAGAUGGGCUUGCAGAGACAAAACUGUGACAGUUUUUGUGAAAUGUUUUUAAAUCAGGUCUUGUGCUUUUAAACCCA
Cuscuta europaea is the source of this 3951-nucleotide messenger RNA. NCBI's taxonomy places the organism in Eukaryota, Viridiplantae, Streptophyta, Magnoliopsida, Solanales, Convolvulaceae. The record is from the annotation of a GenBank genome assembly.